ACAUGAUCGGAGUCUAGGCACUGCGCUGAGUGGGAGCGACUCCCCGCUCUGCACAAGCUGAUAGCGCAGCAUCUACUGGGUGCAGUAUAGGGAUGGUUUGGCUCGGGUUGUUAGCCGUGCUGUUGGAAGUCUUUCUUACCGAAUCUGCUCCAGCCAAGGAUGAGAUCACUUACCUCCCAGGACUGGUCAAGCAACCCAGCUUUAGACAGUACUCCGGAUACCUGAAUGCAUCUGAAAACAUACACCUCCAUUACUGGUUUGUGGAGUCUCAGGGCCAUCCUGAAAGUGAUCCUGUUGUACUGUGGCUGAACGGAGGACCUGGCUGCAGCUCCUUGGAUGGGCUUCUAAAUGAACAUGGGCCCUUCUUGAUCCAACCAGAUGGGAAAACACUCCAAUACAAUCCUUACUCCUGGAAUCUGAUUGCAAACGUACUGUACCUCGAGUCACCAGCGGGGGUCGGAUUCUCCUAUGCCGAUGACCAGCAGUACCGGACCAAUGAUACUGCGGUAAGACCAUGGGAAGGAUGGCUCACCACACAGUACGUGUACCCACAAGCGAUUGUACAGCCUGGAGUCAUCCUUCCACCCCAGCUGCAGGGGGUGACCUCGCCUUUCAUUGACUAUACAACGUCUGCCACCUACGCACAGUAUGCCGCCUAUGAUCAGUACCCAUAUGCCGCUUCGCCCGCGACUGGCUACCUUGGAUUUGGCUAUUCCACUCUGCAGCAGCCUGUAAUAGGUGGGAGUCCCACCACCGCUGCCACGGCCGCUUUUGUUCAGUAUCCCCCUCAACCUCUGCAACCUGACCGCAUGCAGUAG
This is a messenger RNA of Rhincodon typus (whale shark), 818 nucleotides long. Its product is annotated as lysosomal protective protein-like. Gene Ontology annotation, biological process: proteolysis. The record is from RefSeq and is a predicted model, not a curated record. Gene Ontology annotation, molecular function: serine-type carboxypeptidase activity. Lineage: Eukaryota; Metazoa; Chordata; Chondrichthyes; Orectolobiformes; Rhincodontidae. Bases 93 to 818 code for a protein of 241 amino acids. The transcript is spliced from 6 exons.